Messenger RNA from Chondrus crispus (carragheen), 1611 nucleotides. RefSeq lists its product as hypothetical. The record is from RefSeq and is a predicted model, not a curated record. Gene Ontology annotation, molecular function: nucleic acid binding. The transcript is spliced from 3 exons. The coding region runs from base 1 to 1611 and encodes 536 amino acids. NCBI's taxonomy places the organism in Eukaryota, Rhodophyta, Florideophyceae, Gigartinales, Gigartinaceae. Gene Ontology annotation, biological process: DNA integration.
AUGAGUGUUGAGAUUGACGAUAAAGAAAUUGCAAUAGCUGUGUUGAAUGGCUUGCCUCCACGAUUCGAUAACCUGAUUGUUGCUCUUGACGCACUUGGCAAUGAAGAUAAAGUGUUUGGACUCGAGUUUGUGAAGAGUCGUCUGCUGCAAGAAGAGCAACGAGAAAGCAUGAAGACCGCUUCUGCUUCAACACCACAUGCACCUGCACUUAGUGACUUUACUUGCUUGCUUUCGACUUCCACUCCAGAAAAGAGGGCUGCAAACGCAAGGUCAUGGCUUGUCGAUUCCGGUUGCAGCGCUCACAUUACGUUUGAUCGCUCUUUGUUCGUUACGUAUGAACAGAUGCAAUCUGGAUCAGUCGAGAUGGGCACGAAGGCUAGAGCCAAUGUCGCUGGUCGCGGCGAAGUAGAAUUCAUGUUGAACGUCAACGGUAGUCCACAUUCUUGCAAAUUGUCAAGCGUUUUGCAUGUCCCUGAUUUCGGAUACUCGCUACUGUCUGUUAGCCAAAUGGUUUCGAAGGGCAUGCAAGUGUCAUUUGAAAAUGACAAAUGCAUCAUGCUACAUGAACGCAUGGCCCAUGUUAAUGUACAAGGAAUCGCAUCAAUGAUUCACAAUAAUGUGGUAAGUGGCAUCAACGUUCGUCAAAGCGAUGUCAUCAGUGCAAUGAAUCCGAAGUCUGGCAAUCACCUUCUCAUUUGUCCUGCGUGUGUGUUCGGGAAAGCAACGCGAUCAGUAAUCCCGAAACAGCGAUCAUCGUCUCGAGCACAGAACUGUCUUGACUUGGUACAUUCUGACGUUUGCGGUCCGCUCGAAGUACAGUCCAUUGGUGGUUCGAGAUACUUCAUUACAUUUGUAGAUGAUCACUCGAACUGGGUAGUUGUGUACACGAUGAGAAAUAAAUCUGAGGCGUUUGCAAAAUACAAGUUGUAUGAAAAGUUGGCUCAAACCCACACUGGUCGCAAAGUAAAGGUGCUUCGCACUGAUCGAGGGGGAGAGUACUUGUCGACGGAAUUCAAGUCGCAUUUAGAUUUAAACGGUACGCAGCACCAACUCACAACGGCGUACACCCCUGAACAAAACGGUGUUGCUGAACGUAUAAAUCGAACUUUGAUUGAUCUUGUCCGCUCUAUGCUUUCUCAUAAACAGGUCAGUAAGCGAUUCUGGGCCGAGGCUCUUGCCACUUCGGUAUAUAUUCGCAAUCGAGUUACUACACCGGCUUUGCCAGUUAACACCACUCCCCAUCACAUUUGGAUGAAUUCUACUCCAAAUGUUGGCCAUUGGCGAGUAUUGGGGUCAAAGUGUUGGUAUACAUUACCAAAAUCAGAGCUCCGUAAGCUAGACUUGCGAGCUCGUGAAGCGAUUUUUCUUGGGUACUCGCAAUGCAGUAAGGCAUACAAACUUUGGGACGGAGAGUUGAAUAAAAUUGUUGUGUCACGGGGUGUCAAAUUUGAUGAAUCGACAUGUGGUAUGCAUGACAUUCCUGCACACGAAAGUGAUUCAAUCAACUCUAAUGUUGACGUUGUAUUGCUCGAUGGCGACAAUGGGUAUACAGCUGAUACCCCAAAUACGGAUGAGGUUGGUUCUUGUGGUAUAACCCCAAAUGGAAAUUAG